This is a messenger RNA of Sceloporus undulatus (fence lizard), 6146 nucleotides long. It is a transcript of the gene TDRD12, whose product is annotated as tudor domain containing 12. The record is from RefSeq and is a predicted model, not a curated record. The transcript is spliced from 33 exons. Bases 249 to 4091 code for a protein of 1280 amino acids. NCBI's taxonomy places the organism in Eukaryota, Metazoa, Chordata, Lepidosauria, Squamata, Phrynosomatidae. Gene Ontology annotation, biological process: germ-line stem cell division; transposable element silencing. Gene Ontology annotation, molecular function: ATP binding; nucleic acid binding.
UGUGCUCAGUUUAAGAAGCAGUUUUCCUCAAGGUGGGCUUGACCAUUCUUGCACCUCCAACAGAGCAAGUUUUCAGUACAAUCCUAUUCCUGUUUGCUCAGAAACUGCUAGGUUGGCAGAAGCUGGGACUAGUGACAGGAGUCACUCUGCCACACAGCACUUGGUUGCCUACCUGCCGACGUUGUGAUCUUCAGAGUCAACCUCUCAGUCGCUAAGCCACCAUUAUUUGUAUGUAAAGCUUGAAGAAGAUGAUUGAAGUCUUCAUAAUGAAGAUUGAAAAUCCAGGCUGCUUUUGGGUCGGCAUAAAAGGAGGUGGAAAUUUUGUAGAGAACGAAAUGGAAUAUAAAAAGCUUCAGUCUUACAUGAAUCAAUUCUAUAACAAAUAUUAUAGAUGCAUGGAUGAAAUCAAACCAUCGGUAUUGGAAGAGGGGCAGGUUUGUGCUGUUUAUUAUCAGGAGCAGAAAUCCUGGUGCAGAGCUAUUGUUAAAUCGAUAAUUUCAUGUACAGAUUAUUACCUUGCAGAAUGUUUCCUUGUGGAUUAUGCCAAAAGCAUUCCUGUGAAAAAAGAAAAGAUUUGUGUUGCCUUAGAAUCGUUUAUGAAAUUGCCCUACAGAGCAAAAAAGUUUAGAUUAUACUGUACAAAACCAGUAACAUUGUGUUUCAACUAUUACAAUGACAAUGCAGAGACAGUCCCUGCUGCCAAAUGGGAUAUCGCUGCUAUCCAGUAUUUUCAAAACCUCUUCAACGAAACUACCCAAGUGGAGGCCAAGUUAUGUUCUGUUGAAGAUGACACUUUUGAUGUCUAUCUUUAUGUCACAGUAAAUGGUGAAAAGGUGUGUGUGAAUGAUGAUCUUAUUGCUAAGAACUUUGCUUGUUAUGGGACAAAUGAGAGAACAUUUCGUAUUAUAAAUGACCAAACUCCCAAAAUGUUAAAUCACAAGUCUCUCUCAGCCACAGAGAACAUCAGUCCUGCCAGUAUUCUAUGGCCAAAGUUGCUGAAUGUUGAAGAAUCCAAGGCUCUUGAAGUGUCUCAUCCUGCUGAGAAAGCAACAAGCAACAUUCUACCAGAAACUGCCUCAUAUAGUAAAGGUGCUGUGAUGGCUAUUCCUCCCUUCAAACAAGGUAUAACAGUUUCUGUAACAGAUCUGCCAACAGACAGCACCACAUGUGAGAAAACUACUUGUAUAAAGGAGAGGAAAGAAAAUCUUCAUGAAGAAAACAUUACUAUGAAGCUUCUUCAGUUUUUAAACCCUGAGCCUUUGAAAUCUAAGAAUAGACAAGAUGAGGAAGAGGAGCAUCAACUGAAUAUUAAUACACACAUUCCGGUUGUUCUUAGUAAUAAAAUUGAACCAUGCUCAUCUCUUGAAAAUGCACCACUGUUUCCUGCUCUAAAAAAGGAUCUUCUGAGGAACCAUUUUGUAGGUCCCAGUCAUGUGCAGUCGUAUUCCUGGCCAGCAAUAGCUCGUGGUUGUGAUUCAGUAGUCAUCUGUCCUGAAAAUGACCCACUUAUUUAUCUGCUGCCAAUUAUUACAUUUCUGCAGUCAAAAGGUUGCUACCUAUCUUUACCAGCCAGGAAUGGUCCAAUAGCAUUAAUCAUAUGUCCUGGACAAAGGAAAGCAGAACUAGUUUUUGAGCUUCUGCAGAAAUACAGUCAUUGCUCCAGGCCUCUUCAUCCAAUAUUGCUGUUACUGGGAAUGAACAAAGAAGAAAUCAAGAGUAUGAAAAUUCCUAGAGUAUGUGAAGUAAUUGUAACAACUCCACAUAGCCUUUUGCGAUUGCUUGAAUACGAUAGCUUACUGUUCCUUAGGCUGUGUCAUCUUGUGUUUGAUGAAGCUGAUGUACUGUUCUCUGAAGCCAGCCAUCAAGUAUUUAAUAUAUUAGAAUAUUACAAAACAAAUUUGAAUGUUGAAGGGAAGGAGUUUGUGCCGCAACAAAUUGUUGCUGUUGGAAGCCGCUGGAUCAAAGAUAUAGAAUAUUUAAUUAAAGAGUUCAUGAAUGAUCCAUAUAUUGUGAUCACAUCCUUGGAAGAAGCUGCAAUAUAUGGGAAACUACAGCAGGUCGUACUGGUUUGCCUUGAAUGUAACCGAAUCUCAACUUUACUUCAAACAAUGGAUUUUACUCCUACUAAUGCUCAGAAGACAUUGAUUUUCACAAGUUCUGUAAAAGAAAUAGAUGCUGUUUACAAGGCAGUAGAGAGCACUUCAGUAUUUUGCUUGAAAAUACAUCCAGAAACUGGAUUUCAUGUCACUCAUGUUGUAGAGCAGUGGAACAAAAGAUUUAGCUCUGGCACACAUAUUGUAUUGGUUCUAACAGAUGAAUGCUUGCCAGCCUUAGGAAUUACAGAUGCAACGUGUGUCAUUCAUUUCAGUUUUCCUGCAUCUCCAAGAAUCUUUGGUGCACGCUUAUACAGCAUGUCUGAUCAUUUCCAAAACUCAAUAGAAAAGGUUUCACCUCUAGUAAAAGAGCAAUCAAAGGCAAAAUCCAUCUUACUGUUGACAGAAAAUAAUUCAUGCCACGCCGUUGGAAUAUUACAUUAUUUAAAACGCACAGCAGCCGACAUUCCACCUGAAUUAAGUGAUUUUACAUCUGGAGUUCUGGAGACUAGAGAAGAUAGUAAGACUGGGAAGCCUCUUUGUCACUGCCUAAAAUUAUAUGGGUUUUGCAAGGAUAAAAAUCGUUGCCCAGAUAGACAUCGAAUUAGUUUACCAGCAGAUUUGCCCAGAAAAGUAACAGAUGAUGUUCUACCAAAAGCUGGAAAUAUAACUAUACUGCCUCUUUUUAUCGUGGAUGCCACAAACUACUUUGGCCGCAUAGUAGAUAAAACAAAGAAUCCCUAUACUACUCUGGCAGAAGAGAUGAGUCAAUAUUAUACAAAAGCUGGCAAAUGCAGAUCAGUUGAUACAGUGGAGGAGCAUGCCUUGUAUGGAUUACAUGAGGCGAAUUCUUUUCACAGGAUUCAGGUGUUGGAAGUGUUAUCACAAGAAGAAAAAAAUAUGUUUUAUAGAGUGCAUAUCAAGUAUAUAGACGAAGGCAGAACGGGUCAAGUUCAACGUUAUAAGUUGCUUUACUUACCAGAGCAAUUUCAAAGCUUGCCCCCUCAAGCUGUGGAAUUCAUUGUCUGUAGGGUUAAACCCAUUGAUAAUGAAGUAGACUGGAACCCAAAGGUUACUAGAUACAUAAAUUACAAGAUUAGCGGAAAGCCACAUGAAGCAAAGAUAGUACUUGCUCUGAACAAUACAAUUUGGGUGGAUCCAGUGGUUCGAGUCACCAGGCUUCCAGAUCUGAAAACAUCUAUCAAUGAAUACAGUAUUCGCUCUGAAAUCCUAGCUACAGGAUUGGGAGUUGAUAAUCCUGAACACAUACAUGAACUCCAAAGGUUAUUUAGAGAUGCUGAAACAGCCUGUGAGAAAAAAGACUCUCCUGCAUUAAACCAGUCUCUGAAGUGUGAAACAAGUGAACAGGCCACAUCUUCACCGAGCAUCUUAGACCAGGCUACUCACAGUUCAGAGACCACUGAGGAACAAGUCGUGUCCAAUGUUCAAGAGGGUGAUGCUAUUAUUGAUAGUUGCUCUCAAGUAACUUUGCAAAACCAUUCUAAUGGAAUGGUUCAAAGUGAAAAAGAAUGUGAAUCUCUCCAACCUCCUAAUGAAUGCUUCCACCCAGCAAUACAAUGGUUUGAAAAACAGGAUUUUGUUAUUCUGAAGAUAAAAGUACAAAAUAUCACUAGUCACAGCUGCAAGUUUUUUACACAGAGGAUCAUUUUCAGUGGUUCUGCAGAAGGCAAGUUUUAUUGGGCUGAUAUGGAACUGAAAGAAAAUAUAAUUGAAGAAAAAUCGAGUUGUGUGCUUAAAAGUAAUGAGGCUGUAAUUACCCUUGCAAAGGAAAAGGAAGGAUCUUGGUGCCACUUGCUGAAACAGAAGAACCCACAUGUAUCUUUUGACUUUGAUCACUUGGAAGAUUCUGAAGAAAGAAGCACUUUCCCUAGUGGCACAGCUACUAAGAGAAGACAUAAGACUGGUAACGUGGUCUGUGAAAAGGAACACGAAUCCUUUCAGCACAGUGAUACAGAUAGUGAUUCGUCCACUGAUUAAUUCUGGUUUGAAGAUCUGGAUUUUGUUUUUGACAUGAGAGUAUACGUUUAGAUUUUGCAAACAUACAUUUAGACAUGAAAGGUUCAAACAAUGUGUGUCAUUCUUAUAGUGAUAGAAUCAUAGCUUUUCAACCAUCAGGACAGUUAUACAUUUUGGCCAUGAUUUUGAAAAGACAGGGGAUGAAGCUAUUUGCUGUUUUGAUAAUUAUCAUAAACUGUAAUCCUACACAUGGUUAUUUGGAAGUAGGUUCUCCUAGCUGCAAUGAGAUUUAAUUCUAUGUAAAUCCAUUCAGAAUGGAGGAGGUGUGUUUAGUUAAGAGUAACGGCAAUGGGGACACACUGUGAUGGGAAUCCCUUCAGUAACUAAAUGUAUGGAUAACUAAAUGUAUUGACUGGCAUUCACAGUUGCAGUUAGAGAUUCAUAACCUAGAGUUACAUAUCCAUAACUGAUAGAACUACAGGUUACAUUAUAAAAACCUUCAGUUUAAUUUGUCCCUCAUGUAACAUGAAAGGUGCCUUAAUUCUUUUAAAGUAUUACUUCUCUGUCUUCUAUGAAGUAUACAGGCAUAUUUCUGUGCCAGCUUUUUGUCAUUUUACACAUAGCAAAAAAAUGCUGUUCUUCAAAUUAAAAUGAAUAUUGGAUAAGAAGAGGCUUAACUGUUGGACUUAGGUCCAAAACACACUGCAGAAAUAAUCCACCUUGACUGCUUUAACUGCCCUGGCUCACUGCUAGGGAAUCUUGGGAAUUAUAGAUUAUUUAGCACUGGAGCUCUCUGACAGAGAAGGUUAAAUGUCUCACAAAACUACAAUUGAGCCAGAGCAAUUAAAAAGGUCUCAAACUUGAUUAUUUCUGCAGCGUUUUUUGGACUUCAGUGACUUAAAAGCAUUUUACUGAUAUAGUUAAUGCUCUCAAGGAUUGCUGUAAUAAUGGGAAAAUAAUAGAUGCAAACACUUGACAUUUGUAUAAAAAUCUGGAUGGUGAAAGUACUGGGAAUGGAAGAGUAUUCUGCAACACUCUUAGCCUAAAUUAGCUGGCUACAGUGCAAAAUUUCCAUCCUGAUCCUAGCUAUUCUGGAUUGGCAGUAUGUUGUAAUUGCCCUGACUCAGUCUCUCUGAUAUUUUUAAAGGAUUGAUUUAGCACAUCUUCAGGUACCAGCAUCCGGAAUUGCUGGUAAUCCUCCAAUUAAAUCUCUUUCCACUCUGUGUCAUCAAACAUAUGGCAUGAUAGCAGCUUAUUCCAUGAAAUAAAUUGUUCUGGUAUCUCAUUUGAUUCUGGCUUAUGUUGCUGCUGCUAUUAUUUUUAUUUAAUUAUUUAUAUCCCACUUUUCUCCCAAUAAAGGGACUCAAGGCAGCUAAUGUUAACUCCCAACUGUCUUUAACUUUGUUCAUUGCAGCAUACCACUUGGGCUUAUUGGUGUGACAAAUUAAAUUAGACCUGAGAAACUGGAGCUAGGUUGGAUGUUGCAUAGGAGAAUCUUUAAAGCAGUUUUGGGCCUCUAGAUGCUUUGAGGCUAACUAUCUAGACCGAUGACAGGAGUAGGUCACACUUGUCCCCUCCUGUUUUAAACCUGUAAUCCUGUGCAAAUGAACUCAGUGGGACUUCCAUACCCAUAUGCAUAGGAGAGCACUGUAAAUUACUCCCACUUUAAAUGUUUAAAUUCAGUAUGGUAUUUCAGUAAAAUGUUAAAAGGAAGGACCUGUUUUAUUCCUUCUCUGUUGUUACUAUUUUCUUAAAAUCCUAUGUAGGUGGAAUGGAGAGCAAAUUUAAAUCAAAAGGCAUCAGAAGGUAAAAGAGCGAAUUGGCUUCUUGAAUACAUGACUUGCCUUUCAUGUUAAACAUUGAAAAAAACGUUUCUGUAUCAAGUGUGUAUUGUCUCAUUUGUCUCUUAGCACAGCAUAUUUGGCAUUACACUUUCACAGAAUCCUGUUGCAGUGUGUGCUAAUGGAGAAAACUAUCAUAUUGCAAUAUUUGGUGUUGUUUCUCCAUAUUUGAUUUUCUAUUUGAAGUGUUAUGACUGUUAUUUUGUACCUUAUAGUAUUAAAAAGCACUCUUAAA